Molecule: messenger RNA, 2025 nt
Organism: Haemorhous mexicanus (house finch)
Lineage: Eukaryota; Metazoa; Chordata; Aves; Passeriformes; Fringillidae
Product: loricrin-like
Exons: 2
Coding region: 1-2025 (674 amino acids)
Source: RefSeq, a predicted model, not a curated record
AUGGUGGGGGGUGGCACCAUGGGAGGUGGCACCAUGAGAGGUGUCAUCAUCAUGGGAGGUGGCACCAUCGUGGGAGGUGGCACCAUGGGAGGUGGCACCAUGGGAGAUGUCAUCAUCACGGGAGGUGGCACCAUCGUGGGAGGUGUCAUCAUGAGAGGUGUCAUCGUGGGAGGUGGCACCAUCGUGGGAGGUGUCAUCAUGAGAGGUGUCAUCGUGGGAGGUGGCACCAUCGUGGGAGGCGUCAUCACGGGAGGGGGCACCAUGGUGGGAGGGGGCACCAUGGGAGGUGGCACCAUGAGAGGUGUCACCAUCGUGGGAGGUGUCAUCAUCAUGGGAAGUGGUGCCAUCAUGGGAGGUGUCAUCAUGAGAGGUGGCACCAUGGGAGGUGGCACCAUGGGAGAUGUCACCAUCGUGGGAGGUGUCAUCAUGAGAGGUGUCAUCAUCAUGGGAGGUGGCACCAUGGUGGGAGGUGGCACCAUGGGAGGUGGCACCAUGGGAGGCGGCACCAUCGUGGGAGGUGUCAUCAUCAUGGGAGGUGGCACCAUGAGAGGUGGCACCAUCAUGGGAGGUGGCACCAUGGGAGGUGUCAUCAUCACGGGAGGUGUCGUCAUGGGAGGUGGCACCAUCACAGGAGGUGUCAUCAUGAGAGGUGUCAUCAUAAUGGAACGUGGCACCAUGGGAGGUGGCACCAUCAUGGGAGGUGUCAAAGCCAUGGGAGAUGUCACCAUCGUGGGAGGUGGCACCAUCAUGGGAGGUGGCAAAGCCACGCGAGAUGUCAUUGUGGAUGGUGGCACCAUGAUGGGAGAUGUCAUUGUUGGAGGUGGCACCAUUGUGGGAGGUGGCACCAUGGCAGGUGUCAUCAUCAUGGGAGGUGGCACCAUCAUGGGAGAUGUCAUCGUAGGAGGUGGCACCGUCUUGGGAGGCGUCAAAGCCAUGGGAGAUGUCACCGUGGAAUGUGACACCGUCAUGGGAGAUGUCAUCAUGGGAGGUGACACUGUCAUGGCAGAUCACACAGUCAUGGGAGAUGUCAAAGCCAUGGGAGAUGUCACCAUCGUGGGAGAUGUCACUGUGGGUGGUGACACCAUCAUGGAAGAUGUCAAACCCAUGGGAGAUGGCACCACCAUGGGAGAUGUCAAACCCAUGGGAGGUGGCACCAUCAUGGGAGAUGUCACUGUGGGUGGUGGCAUUGUCAUGGGAGAUGUCACCAUCAUGGGAGGUGCCAAAGCCAUGGGAGAUGCCACAGUGGGAGGUGGCACCAUUGGAGGAGAUGUCACCAUAGGAGAUGUCACCAUCAUGGGAGAUGUCCCUGUUGGAGAUGCCACCACCACGGGAGACGUCAUUAUGGGAGGUGCCACCAUUGUGGGAGGUGACACCACCAUCAGAAAUGUCACUGUGGCCGAUGCCACCAUGGGAGAUGCCACCACUGUGGCCGAUGUCACCGUUGGAGAUGUCCCUGUGGGAGAUGCCACCACUGCAGAUGCCACCAUGGCAGAUGUCACCGUUGGAGAUGCCACCACCCUUGGAGGUGCCAUCAUGGGGGGUCAUCACAUGACCGGUGCCACCACCGUGGGAAACGUCACAGCGGCCGAUGUCACCCCGGGAGAUGCCACCACUGGAGGUGCCACCACGGGAGGUGUCACUUUUGGAGGUGCCACCGUGGCAGGCGGUGGCACAGGAGGUGCCACCAUCACUGGAGAUGCCACCGCUGUUGGAGAUGUCACCGUGGGAGGAGCCACCACCGUGGGAAGUGUCAUCACCGUGAGAACUGUCACCGUGGGAGAUGUCACCUCGGCAGGUGCCACCGUGGGAGAUGCCACCAUGGGAGAUGUCACCUUGGGAGAUGUCACCUUGGGAGAUGCCACCACUGUUGGAGAUGCCACCACUGUUGGAGAUGUCACCUUGGGAGAUGCCACCACUGUUGGAGAUGCCACCAUGGGAGAUGUCACCAUGGGAGAUGUCACCUUGGGAGAUGUCCCCAUUGGAGAUGCCACCACCAUGCCACCACCGUUGGAGAUGCCACCAUGA